CCACCCUCCCGGGGCGGGGCGGGGCGCGCUGGCGGCGGAGCCCGGCCCCGCGGCGGCGGCGAGCGGUUCCCCCCCGCCCCGGCUCUGCCCCCGCCGCCGCCUCCGCCCCCCGCCCCGUGACUCGGCUGCCUCCCGCGGGCGCGGCGGCGGCUGCCGGGCGGUGUCCGUGCGGCCCCCGCGCCCGUGCGGGGACUAUGAAGCACCAUGGUGUGGUGUGACCGUGGCGUCCAGAUGCUGCUGACCACGGUGGGAGCCUUCGCCGCCUUCAGCCUCAUGGCCAUCGCCAUCGGCACCGAUUACUGGCUCUACUCCAGCGCUCACAUCUGCAACGGCACCAACAUCACGACGGACGAAGCGCAGGGGCCACCGCGGCGGGCGAGGGGCGAUCUCACGCACUCAGGGCUCUGGAGGAUCUGCUGCCUCGAAGGAAUCUACAAAGGACAUUGCUUCCGAAUCAACCAUUUCCCUGAAGACAAUGACUAUGACCAUGACAGCUCAGAAUACCUUCUCCGCAUUGUCCGUGCCUCCAGUGUGUUCCCCAUCCUAAGCACAAUAUUGCUGUUGCUGGGAGGACUCUGUGUCGGAGCAGGAAGGAUUUACAACAGCAAAAACAACAUUAUUCUCAGCGCUGGGAUUCUCUUUGUUGCAGCAGGACUAAGUAAUAUCAUAGGGAUCAUUGUCUACAUAUCAAGCAACACAGGUGACCCAAGUGACAAACGAGAUGAGGACAAAAAGAACCAUUACAACUAUGGUUGGUCUUUUUAUUUUGGAGCCUUGUCUUUCAUCGUGGCUGAAACCAUAGGUGUUCUGGCUGUGAACAUUUAUAUUGAGAAGAACAAAGAGCUGAGGUUUAAGACCAAGAGGGAAUUCCUUAAGACUUCUUCCAGUUCUCCUUAUGCCAGGAUGCCAAGUUACAGGUACAGGAGGCGGAGGUCCAGAUCCAGUUCUCGGUCUACAGAACCUUCUCCAUCUAGAGACAUUUCUCCAGUUGGCAUGAAGAUAGCAAGCACCAUUCCCAUGAAUGAGAUUUCCAUGUACACUCUUUCCAGAGAGCCUUUGAAGGUUACAACAGCUGCCAGCUACAACGCAGACCAAGAAGCCAGUUUUCUGCAGGUUCACAACUUCCUUCAGAAGGAAUUUAAGGAAGGACUCCAUGUCAACAUGGUCAACAGGAGAACGACACCUGUUUGAAGUACCUUCCUUCCCCGUGCGUUUUGAAGAAAUACCGAAACAGAAUGGAUCGGUCAUGAAAGAGAAGGAGCGAUGUUAAAAUACCCUCUCACCUCUUGAAUUGUGGCAUGUGUUGAGGUAGCAAGUGGAGUUUCUUUGGACCAACAUAAUGAUAUUACACGCUCGUAGCUUUUUUUGAAGCUAUUCGGAGUUUGUUUCUUUCAGUUCUUGGUGUCACAAGAUGAAGGCGGUUCAUGUUCCUGCACUUCUGUAGUGUGUACAAAGUCUUGGAGAAACUGCAAAGGACUGGCCACCAGUGUGUUUUAAAGGAUUACAGAGAAAUUGUUGUACUACUUCUUUUUUUCUAAUGUUGAAAUCCCUUAAUAUGAACUUGCAAAUAUAAUUUAUAACCAAGCCCAAGGAUGAAUACGAACUACUCCUCAAGUGAGCCACUUCCCUUUGACACAGCAUAAGCUUUGCUUCUUUCCAAAAAAAAGGAAAAAAAAAAAAGAAAAAAAAAGGAAAAAAGGGAAUAUUUUUGAAGGCAACACUUUCUAAAACUGACCUGUGCUACUGAAACCAUAGAGCACCCGCAUGCUGAGUAUCACAGACUUCCUGAUGGGGUGUAUGGGGGUCUCCCAUCUCUGGUGUAAGUCGUCCCUCGGAGCAAUGAAGGUAGGGGAGAAGAGGGUGGGUGCAUCCUGAAACACCUAAAAAGGGAAGGAUUAAAGUAGGUGGGACUUGAGCAUAUUUGCAAAUAUCAUUUCUUGCCUAACAUUUAGAAAACUUGAAUUCUCAUUUCGACUAGCCCUAGUGCCUGAUCUGGCAAGGUGCUGAGUGCUGUCUGUCAGGAGCCCCUAUAGACUACUUCUAGCAAGAGUGAGAAGCAGAGCUGAGCCAGGGUGGCCGGUUCCCUGCGACUGCAUUCCUGUUUUCCUUACUGCUUCACAAGUGCAACACUAACGCUACUGGAAACUAAGAUACCUAAGCAAUGUGCGUGAGAAAAUGAGAAGCUAAUACGUUCGGACUAGCAAAACUUCCUGCAGCGAUGGGAACUGAGUGUUAACAGAAUGGAUGACAACUUUGUAUUUUUUAAACCAGAACAAAAAUAAUCAUCGUUUAUGAGAUAUUUAUUAAACUCUUUUUAUUAUGAAUAAGUGCCGCAUGGUGCAAGGUAUAGUUGCUUUUAGAUGGAAACGAUGGUUCGAUCUAAUUUAAUUUAUUUUGUAAUGAUGAAUUUACUGACGUGCAGAGAGCCCACAGACAACUCUAUGCAUCACCUAAGGGGGGAACUAAUUUGUACCCUUUGCUUCUGUAUGUUUCUGAAAAAGUCUGAAAUAUUCUUUUUCUUUCAAAUUCCUGCUUUCAUUUUUUACACCUAGGCUUGGAAUCUCAAAGCUCGAGGGCCUGACUCAAAGGUAAUUUAAUUUAGUAGUACUCAUGUUAAUUUUAGUGACCACUCGACCAAGCCAUAUGAGAAUGAGGUGCCCAAUUCCCUUUGGAUGAAUUAGGCGCGGUGAGAGAGGAGCAUCUAAUUCCUGUAGAUUCCUUUGAAUAUACCCAUCGUCUUUGGCCAGAAAAUCUUUGCUACCAGAAGACUAGAGAAGUGGUGACAAGAAAAAAGUCAUGAUUUGGAAAACAUGGCUCACCGGUAGUGGGAAAUCUCAGCCAAACUGUUAAAACCUCUUUAGUCUUAAUUCAUCCUGUGAUGGCCACGGCAUCAGUGACUCAGUGGUGUUUUGGAUACGAGGCUUUCAGCUAGUGGAACCAAGUCCUCCAGAGAAAUCCCGGAGGAGCUGCCUUAACAACCCAAAAAGCAAGUUGUAUCCCUUCUCCCCUCCAGGUAAACCCUGCUUAAGCCUCUCUCCUUGCAAGAACCAAGACACAAUUCUCAAUUGUAAGCUAAAGUCUUCCCCUAGUCGCUGUUAAGCUCUGCCUCGCCCUCGGCCUGGCAGAGCAACAUGGUUAUUUUGGUGGAGGUGGGUUGGAGCCUUCAUCCCUGCUUAUUAAGAGUUUCCAUUCAGGUUAAAACUCUGCUGGGAUCCUUUUUCAAACCUCUGAACUCUGAGACCUAAAGUGAAUGAGUGAUGGGAACAAUUGAAAAGUAGAAAAUGUUGUGCUACUUUCUGUAUCAACACACUAUGGAGAAAGAUGUUACACAAGCUUUUUAAAGAAAAAAUUCAGAGGCAGACGAGAAAACUUUUUUACCUACUUUUCGGCUAGGACAACAUAAAAGAGUUCUAAAAUUAUUAAAGUUCUUGAUGAAAGGUUUUUUUUACAAGAAUCUUUAUGCUUUCAAACAAUAAAUUAUUUCCUACUUUUUGAGACUUCGUAAUAUUCAAAUACUUUGAUUAGCUAUGAUAGAAGUAGAAGUUUGCAAUGAAAACAAAAAACCAACCUUCUGUCUCAUUAGUGUGUCAUACUAAGUGCUAAUUAAUUUACAUCUAAUUAUAGUCGAUGUAUUUUUCAAGUGCAAUUUCCCAGAACUAUUUGUUUCCCACUGUGUUAAUAAAACUAAUAGUUAGAAAUCAGUCCUCAUUCGUGUUUACUGUAAUUAAGAAUAAAACCAUUCCCUUUAAAACCAGGAGUUAGAUAUAGGCUGUUUUUCUAAGCUCAUGUCCAUUGAACUGGAAGUUGACAGUGUGAGGUUUGCUUCGCGCAUUGGUUUUGUUCUUUUAAUCAUCAUUCUCCAGUGAAUGUGUUUAAAACCAACCAUCUGAUUCCAGUCAAAGCCCAAGGCUUUCCUACAGCCCGGGUCAGACCUGCAGAGGCACAUGCGGUAUUUUUACACCAUGUCAACAAAAGAGUCUUACCAAGUGUUUUGGGAUGUUCCUCUUUGCCAGAGCCUUCUCCCCAGAGCAGGGCUGGUUUCAGCAGCUCGCCAAGCACAAUGUCCUGCUUCAGUCUGAGUCCUUCUCCAGAAGGCACCUUUGAAAAUGGAGCGGUGCGAGCAAGUAUUCAUGGGAUGCUCAUGGGAUACAGGGUAUGGACAGGGAACAAAGGCACAAGGAGAUAACAGGGACCAGAGGUUUUGUCCUGUGGGAGAAUGGAGGCUGUCAUUUAAAACUCAUGGUCUAUGUCAAAUUGCAGCACAGUAAUAACAAUAAUUAAAUAUUUAAUAAGAAUUUAAUAAUAAUAAUUUAAUCAAAGCAAAAGAAAAAAUGUUGUUUCAUUUAACAAUUCCAGUAAAAAAAAAAUUCCCCCGAAUUAUUUCCAGUGAAAAACUUUGAUUCUGACAAAACUGAAAGAUUCGCAUCAUUCCUGCCCAUGAGCAGUGUCUUGCUCCAUGGCUGAUCUGUCUGAACAGAAGAUUGUGCUCAGAGUUUGAAACCACUCAGUGAUAGUUAAAAAAAGAUAAGAAUAAAAAUCAUCUGUUCUUCCACAUCUUUUUGGUUUCCCUGGACAGCAUCUAACAAAUUAGCCCCCAUUUCUCAACAAGGCCUGCAGAUACCAUCAUCACAUCAUUAACACAAAAAUCAGUCUUUUGGUAUUAUUCUGUAACAUACUGUAAGAGCAGACCUAAAUAAAAAAUGCUAUGGGAUCAGGCUCUAUUUUCCAGGAAACAAAGUUUCAGGUGUAUCAUCAGCUCUCUUCCUAGUUUCUCGUACACAAUAGGAGUAAAAGGAGAAAUCACUUCAUGUGCCCGUACAUCUAACAGUAAACUAUUUUUAUAUUUCCUUUUCUUUCUGUAUGGAUCACAUAUCCACAAGGGCUAAUAUAUCACGUCCCUUGAGGUUACCUUUCUGUCUGCAGUUCUAAAGUGUGAUUUUCACUGUGUUUCAGUUCUACUGGUAUAAUCACAACCAUGUAUAAUGUACUUAAUCCUUACUUUUUAAAUAAACCAUUUUAAAUGUA
This is a messenger RNA of Strigops habroptila (Kakapo), 5025 nucleotides long. RefSeq names its product calcium voltage-gated channel auxiliary subunit gamma 4 (gene CACNG4). Gene Ontology annotation, molecular function: voltage-gated calcium channel activity; channel regulator activity. Gene Ontology annotation, biological process: transmission of nerve impulse; neurotransmitter receptor internalization; calcium ion transmembrane transport. The record is from RefSeq and is a predicted model, not a curated record. The transcript has 4 exons. NCBI's taxonomy places the organism in Eukaryota, Metazoa, Chordata, Aves, Psittaciformes, Psittacidae. Bases 205 to 1191 code for a protein of 328 amino acids. Gene Ontology annotation, cellular component: AMPA glutamate receptor complex; voltage-gated calcium channel complex; postsynaptic density membrane.